AUGCACGUCCUUCAAACCACGUUGGCUGUAGCCGCUUGCCUGCUGGGCACGGCCCAGGCCUCCGCCUGCCACUCGAACACCGGCUUGACCCAAAUGGUCACCUAUGUCAAGAGGCAUCCUGACUUUACACGCCAAGAGUUUUGGACGUACUGGCAAGAACAGCAUGCCCCCAAGGUCGCCCCUCUUGCCACAUAUUUCAACAUCAGCAGAUACCAGCAAAUCCAGGUUGGCGGCCAGAUCCUCCCUACCGAGGGAGGGGCUUCAGCCCCGGCAUCCGAUGAGCUGGUUGACUUCGACGGCAUCGCCAUGUUUCUCUAUGAAUCCCCCGAGGUCCUGACAGCCAUGCUGUCACAUCCAUACUACCUCGAUGUUGUCGAGCCUGACGAGCACGUCUUUAUCGACAAGGACGCUUUCGGUCUCGGGAUGGUUGCCACUUUCAUUGGCACCAACGUUGAGGUCGUGGACCGGGCCAGGGACGUCUGGAUUGGAGAUGAGGAUACGCACGAGCAGUACCAAGAGAUAUUUGAGGCCUACCUCGAUUAG
Emericellopsis cladophorae is the source of this 543-nucleotide messenger RNA. RefSeq lists its product as uncharacterized. The record is from RefSeq and is a predicted model, not a curated record. The coding region runs from base 1 to 543 and encodes 180 amino acids. Lineage: Eukaryota; Fungi; Ascomycota; Sordariomycetes; Hypocreales; Bionectriaceae. Gene Ontology annotation, molecular function: oxidoreductase activity. The transcript is spliced from 2 exons.